CCUCCCUCUUGCCCUAUACGUUGACUUUCAACAAACGAGCGAGCGUGCUGGAGUGACGCGGAUAGAGCAUGCGGGCGGUGGCGUGCACUGUUGAACCCAACCUGCUAAUUUAAAAGAAACAGGGACAGCAAAUACUGGGCACCUACACUGGGGAGAUACGACUAACUGUGGCGAGGAUGGCGUCACGUAGCCUGGGGCUGCAUGUAGCUCGCAAACAGGACGCUGCCAGAAACGGAGCUGUGGAGAGGAGGAAUCUACUGACUGUCUGCAGGUUUUCAGUGAAGACGUUGCUUGACCGCUCCUGUUUAGACACGAUAGACGAAUCCUCUCCAGAGUUCACCAACUUCGUCUCCAUCCUGGAACAGAUCCUCAGUCACAGACUCAAAGGUCAGACUACGUGGUUUGGUUAUGAGACUCAUCGUAGUUUCUGGGAUUAUGUGAAAGCAGCCUGCAGUAAAGUCUCUCCCAGCUGCAUCCACAGCAUUGAGAGCAUGGAGAAUGUCCGCUCCUCCAGAGCUAAGGGUCGGGCGUGGAUCAGGCUGGUGCUGAUGGAGAAGAGGCUGUCUGAGUACAUCUCCUCCGCCCUGAGGGACUUCAAAACCACCAGGAAAUGGUAUGAGGAUGGGGCCAUCAUGCUAGGUGAGGAGGCAGGGCUGCUAGCAGAUACACUCAUCGGUCUCAACACCAUUGACUUCAGCUUCUGUCUGAAAGGGGAGGGGCUGAAUGGAAGCUGCCCAGCGGUGAUUGACUAUACGCCUUAUCUGAAGUCGAUUCAGAGAGAGAACAGCAUCAGCAGUGAUGAGGAGUUGAGGACCCUGGGGAGCAGCGGCAGUGAGAACACCACCCCUGAAAAGAUGGCCGCCAGCACUGCGGAGGCCAUCUUAACCGAGCAGAGCAGCUGGGUCUGCAGGUGUAAACGACUCGAGCAGAAAUACCGCAUGGCACUGGAACAGAAGUGUUAUCUGGAAGAGCUGGUUCGUCUGAGAGAGGCCCAGCUGUCUCAAGUGAUUCCUCAGAACAAAGCUCUUCAGCAGAGACUAACAGACACACACCUCUCACACACACUGGAGAAGGAACAACUAGAAUACAUCGUACUGGAGCUCCAGGACCAACUGAAGAAUUUCCAGAGUCUAGAGCAGCUGUCCCAGACCUCUCUGGAGCCCUCACACACACUCAACCUGGACACUAGACCAGCCAGCUCACACUGGCACCACCAUGGGAAGGAGGACACCCCCUCUCUGAUAGGUCUGUGUGGGUCUCUGCAGUCAGUAGCCAGCAAUAAGUCCCUGGCCAGCCAGAAGUCCAGUGAGUGUCUAGCCAGCCCCACCACAGAGAUGACCAGUCCUGACCUCACCCCAUCCUAGAACCAGAGACCAAGAGACCCAGCACAUGGUUUGGAGAAAGAGAGCCAGAUUUGGAUCCUGGAAUUGGAACUCAGCCUUUUUGAAUAACAUUCUACCCCAUCCCCUCCUAAACCCAGAGAUCUAACUUCGUCCCCAGGCUCAAUUGAUGGAUUUACCAGGGAUGCAACACAGGUCGUAAAAUCAUACAACUGUGCAUAGAGAUGUAUUUAUUGGGAUUUCUAUGACUAAAUCUCAUGGAAUCUGGAUCCAGGAACUCUGCGUUUUAAAGAAAUAUUGAAGGAACUCAUAGCUCAAAACAUGGGAGCCGCAGUCGAUCAUUUGGAAUUUACAACCCGGACUAACCCUGGAACCAGCUCUUCAGUAGUCAGUCCUUCAAUGUAAGCGCAGAGCCGUUGGAAAAACCAGGACUGUAUUGACCAGGACCAACCUCAUGUUUAUUUAUUUGUUGUAUAUCUGCACUGAUGGGAAAACAACUGCAUAGUUGAAAGCCAGUUCCGGGUAGGUAUACUGUUGUCACCUAUCUUAUGUGUUCAGAUCACUGCAGACCAAGGAGAACGCCACUUGACACUAUUGGGAUGCAGACCUUUUGUGUCACUUAAAGGACUCCUCAUGAUGUAAACAUGCUCAGCAUCCCAGAGAUUGACAACUUGAGGAAUUGCUUUCUUUAGGAUUUAUUUAGGGAGGGGAAGGAGUGAAGGUUAGGGUUUGUUGUUUCUCAAGUGUUAAAGCCUGUAGACUAGUGGUUCUGUUCAUGCCUCUUCAACUUGCAGGUGUUGUUUUCCUGUUACCCUGGCAACUUAAGUGAGCUCUACUAUAGAUGGCCAUGGUGGGUCUGUCUCAGCGGCCAAAAAAUGCACCUCAAAGAACGGACAUAUUUAGGUAUUGUAUUCCUGCCAGAGGACUGGACUAUCCUCAUUAAUUAUAAGUCUUUCGUGUAAUCAUGCUUCCAUGUUGGAAGGGCCUUGAAAUAUCUAGAGGAGAACAGUGUUGCUUUUGUGUCUUCUGUUUCUACGGUCAAUCAUCUGGUACCUGACUUGUAGCCAUAAUCAUAUUAUUGAUGGUAGUUUAUGAGAUACAUUCAAUAUCAAAAUAAAGUCGCACACUCCAUAUAUAAACUCCCAGUAAUUUAUUGGGUAUUUACCAACGUUUCGGCCUUCUUCAGGCACAGUGAUGGCGACACAUUGGUAAAUACCCAAUAAAUUACUGUGAGUUUAUAUAUGGAGUGUGCGACUUUAUUUUAGUUUAUUUGCCAUUAGUCAGCACCUCCACACAAACACAUUUUUCUGGGUGUGCGCCAGCAAUUUAAAAAAAAAAAUUGAAUAUCUCAUCCACAAUCCGUUUUGGAUUUAACCACACAGUAUUAUGUUAUCUUUAUGCGUCAAAGGGUUUGUUCUCAGGAAAUGUUUCCUGUCCAACAGGGUUAGGUUGAACAUGAUAGUCUGUAUUAGGGUUGCAUGUUCUGUCUGACUGCAUUGAGAUUUAUUUUGAUCAGAGGCAUGUAGGGAAAGUGUUCAGGGUGUGUUCUGUGUCUGUCACUCUCUCACACACACAGUUAAUUGUAUUGCGAUAUUGCACAUUGAUUUAUUACUUUUAUUUAUUUUCUCCUGCUAUUUUGAAUAAACAUACUGUACUAAACAAUA
This is a messenger RNA of Oncorhynchus tshawytscha (Chinook salmon), 3004 nucleotides long. RefSeq names its product RUN domain containing 3b (gene rundc3b). NCBI's taxonomy places the organism in Eukaryota, Metazoa, Chordata, Actinopteri, Salmoniformes, Salmonidae. The record is from RefSeq and is a predicted model, not a curated record. The transcript is spliced from 10 exons. The coding region runs from base 177 to 1364 and encodes 395 amino acids.